Molecule: messenger RNA, 1986 nt
Organism: Closterium sp. Naga37s-1
Lineage: Eukaryota; Viridiplantae; Streptophyta; Zygnematophyceae; Desmidiales; Closteriaceae
Source: the annotation of a GenBank genome assembly
AUGUGGUCAUGCCCUCAUGCGGUCAUGCCCUCAUGCGGUCAUGCCCUCAUGUGGUCAUGCCCUCAUGCGGUCAUGCCAUCAUGCGGUCAUGCCAUCAUGCGGUCAUGCCAUCAUGCGGUCAUGCCAUCAUGCGGUCAUGCCUUCAUGCCAUCAUGCCAUCAUGUGGUCAUGCCGUCAUCCCCCUACCCCCUGACACCGCCUCGUCCUCCUCCAUCUCUCUUCCCUUGGAUCCCUAAACCAGGUGCGCUUGGCGUCAAAUGUGAUGUGGAGCGACUUCAAGCUCCUCUCUCCUCCUCCUCUCAGCCGUCCAAACCUCUCCUCCCCGGCGCAGAUACCCCCUCCCCCGGUCACGCCCUCCCUUCAGAACCCUCAUACGCACUCCCUCCAGAGUCCCCACCUGUGCCGUCACCCCCGCCGCCUGUUAAGCUGAGGGUGAAGCAGGGGCAGAGGCAGCCAACUAUGUUUGACAACUGUAUGCAGCUGAGUCAUAGAUAUAGGGUGCGGUGGACGCUGGAUGAGGCGAGAGGGGUCGUUGACGUGGGGUUGGAAGCGGUCGUGGGGAGUGGGCCGCAUUACCUGGGGUUUGGCUGGGCGGACCCGGACAGUGUGACCAAGUUCAUGGGGUUUGCUGACGUGGUGAUUGCGGGAUUCGAUGAAGUGGCUAAACCAUUUGUGGAGGAUUAUUACAUCACAUCAUACGGAGAAUGCAAUCUGGAGAAGAAACCACCAGAGGGAGUGUGCCCCGACCAGCUUAUGGGCGGCGGCAACUCGUCUCUCGACAACGUGGAUUUGAUUUACGGGCACCGGGUGGACGGCAUCACUUUCGUCCGCUUCCGCCGCCCGCUCGUGAGCCCGGACAAAAGAUUUGAUCACGAUAUCGACGCAGAGGACGAGAUGAACGUGAUCUGGGCGCUCGGCUCCUUAAAGCCCAUCCCAUCCCCCUCCUCUUCCUCCUCCUCCUCUUCCUCCUCCUCCUCCACCUCUAAUCCCUCGGUGGUAGGGGGAGUGGCAGGGGCAGCACGAUCCCCCCCUGCCCACCUCUUUCCGUCCUACCACGGGGUUCCCCAGGGGUCGUUUUUCGGAGUGGCGGUGUUGACUCUAAGCCUGGCAGUAGAUGACUGUCAGAGUGUGCUGAAUCCAGCCGUUGGUGUGGGAAAUGGAGGGGGAGCAGGGGGAGGAGCAGGAGGAGGAGGCGCGGGAGGGGCUGGUGGGAGCGCGGAUGGGAGUGGCGAUGAAAACGAUGAUGAUGAUGAGGAUGGGGUGGGGGGGGUGGUGGGGAGCGGAUGGGGGAAAAUCGUCGUAGCAGACCGAGGCACGCUCAUUACAGUCACAUCGGGCAAAAGCACGCACUACCCCAACCCGCCAGCGUCGACCAAAAGCUUCUAUGUGAACGGACACGAGGCUCCAGAGAUAAAGGUGGAGAGGGGAGUGCCGGUGCAGUUCUCGAUCCAGGCUGGGCAUGAUUUGGGGGUGUAUAUCACGUCGGAUCCUGUGGGCGGGCGGUUUAAUAAGUCGGAGAUUAUAUUUGCGGGCGGCGAGGAGGCGCAUGGCGUGCCGGCGGAUCCGUACACCCUGCUGUGGAAGCCCACUAGCUCUACGCCUGACCUCGUUUACUACCAGUGCUACUCGGAGCCCAAGAUGGGGUGGCGCAUACACGUGGUGGACGGGGGCCUAUCAGACAUGUACAACCACAGCUUCCAGCUGGCAGACGGGCUCGUCACCAUGUUCUGGACGCUCACUGCCUCAUCGAUAUCCGUGGCUGUGAGGGGCGAACACCCCUCGGGCUACAUCGCCAUAGCCUUUGGCAGCGGCAUGGUGAACUCGUGGGCGUAUGUGGGGUGGGUGGAGGGCGGCGAGGGUCGGGUGGCGUCCUACUGGAUCGAUGGCAAGGAUGCGAGCAGCGUGCAUGCUGCCAGGGAGGCGCUUGAUAUGAGCAAGUGCAUGCAGGUGGGUAAUCAAGAGGGCAGGGUGCAUGCAGGUGGGUAA